CCGGCUCUUCCCCCACGCCGCGCGGGCCGGGAGCGGUGCGCGCCCGCGGAGCCGCCCGCGGAGCCCCGCGCCAUCGCGCCGCGCUCUCUAAUUGAAAUGGCGCUUUUGGCCGGGGGCGGGCUGCCAGGGCGCUCCGCAAUAGCACAAUGCAUGUCGAUAGACGUCAUUUGGUUUUAAUGGCCUACAGGAAAUUUGGCGUUUACAAUGCGAGACAUUAGCAAAGGGUGAAAGGGAGGGGGAGACAGGAGGGAGGGAGGCGAAUAAUUGCGCCCCCUCCGCCUUCGAGACCCCCCGUCCGCGCCCCGGCGGCGCUCGGUGCUGCGGGGGGGAAGGGGGAAGUCGGGAUUAUUUUUAAAAUUAUUAUUUAUUUUUGAACUUGAUCUAGUUUAUCAACAAGUGCAGAGUGGGUGCUACCCUAAUUGUAACAGAGGAGUCAAGAAAUGUGAGAAACGUGCCCUGUGUUACUUAUUUGGGAGCUGAAAAUUUAUGCCUAGUUGAAAACGCCUGGGGAAAUAUUACAUCAGACCAAAUGACAAUGAUUAAAAUCAGCUUUUUUCCCCCUUCCAGCCCCCAUCCCCCUUUUCCUCCUUCUUCUUUUCAGUAAGUCUGUUGAAGGACGUGACAGUGGCCUGAUCCUCCCCAACACCGAACCGUUAUCCCCAGGGCCGGGCAGCGCUCCGCGGGGCUGAGCGGGGCUCCCGCCCCGAUCCGCGCUUCUCUGCGCGGAGGGGCUCUGCGGACGGCGGGGCCGGGGAGCCGGCCGCCUUCCCAGCCUGAUUUAAUUUUCAAGGGUUGUGUUUUAUUUUAUUCCGGGGGGGGGGGGGGGGGGGGGAGAGAAGUAAGAAUAAAUCUGGAGACCUUCACCAAAAGGAGGGGAAAAUAUCCAAUUUUCAUCGCAAAAUUAGCUCGGGCGAGAGCAAAGGGCUGAGCUAAUUGUAGCCUAAUCCUCUGCCCUGCAGGCGUUUGCAAAGCCCUGAGCAAGAAUUCGCUUUUUUUCCUCCUCUUCUCCCUUCCCUCUGUUAUUUAGAGACGGGAUUAUUGCCUUUCUUCUCAUAACAGCCUCGGCAGUUUCAUUUAAAGGUUUUUUUUUCCCCCUCACACACACACACAUCCACAGACACACAGAAUAAAUAGAAAAAGAAGCAGCAAAAACGGGGGGAGAGGAGAGACAGAGGAGCUUUAAAAAUAAUAAUAAUAAUAAUAAUCACAGCAGGAUCUGCGGAGCAAAGACAGUAAUAAAAGCAAAAAGCUGAGCCCAUCACACACAAACCCAACAGAGCCCAAAGCCAAAGGGGGGCUUGCACAUCUCUUCCGUGCUCAAGCAUGGGCAGCGCCGGCGGAGCCCCGCGGCCCGGGGUGCCCGCGCUGCCGUCCCGGCCCCGGCUUUGAAGACGACGGCCAAGCCCCAGCGCGGCGGAGGCAGCGCGGCUCGCUCCGCGCUCUCGCAUGGAGGGAAGAAGCAUGUCCCGUCUGUCUCUGACACGGUCCCCGGUUUCUCCUCUGGCUGCACAAGGAAUUCCUCUCCCAGCCCAACUCACCAAGUCGAACGCUCCUGUGCAUAUUGAUGUAGGAGGACACAUGUACACCAGCAGCCUGGCUACCUUGACGAAGUACCCGGAUUCCAGAAUAAGUCGCCUGUUUAAUGGCACAGAGCCUAUUGUCUUGGACAGUUUAAAACAACAUUAUUUCAUUGAUCGAGAUGGUGAAAUUUUCAGAUAUAUAUUAAGCUUCCUAAGGACAUCUAAGCUACUGCUCCCAGAUGACUUUAAGGACUUUAAUCUUUUAUAUGAAGAAGCAAAAUAUUACCAGCUGCAGCCAAUGAUUAAGGAACUUGAGCGAUGGAAACAAGAGAAAGAACAAAGGAAACAUUUCCAGCCUUGUGACUGCUUGGUCGUCAGAGUGACUCCAGAUCUGGGAGAGAGAAUUGCAUUGAGUGGGGAGAAAGCUUUAAUAGAAGAGAUCUUCCCGGAGACUGGGGAUGUCAUGUGCAAUUCUGUGAACGCCGGCUGGAACCAGGACCCUACCCACGUUAUUAGGUUUCCUUUGAAUGGGUACUGCCGGUUGAACUCAGUGCAGGUGCUUGAAAGAUUAUUUCAGAAGGGGUUCAAUGUGGCAGCUUCAUGCGGUGGUGGGGUGGAUUCCUCUCAGUUCAGUGAAUACGUGCUGUGUCGUGAGGACAGACGACCACAACCCACUCCAACCAUCAGAAUAAAACAGGAGCCCCUGGACUAGACCCUACCCCCCUACUCCUUUGUAACCGUAUAAGUGUUUAAUAGUCCCUUAUGUGAAACACUAAGAAUUCGGAAAACAGUAUUAGCAAACAGAUUUUGACUUUAAGUUGCCAAUUAGUGGUAUUCUGAAACUACCUGUCACAUAGCCAGCCAUGAAAUGCAUUUGAAAAACCAGUUGUUCGUUUUUCACGAUGGAAUUACUGAACAUGCUCAGCAUCCCAGGCCGGCUGGGAAUGUACUUUGGGCUGAACAGCGGUGGUGGUGGUGGAAAAGGCAAAGGUUCAUCAGCCACUGGCCCUAGGUUGGACUUGUGAAAGAGCAGUAAAAGCAAUUUGAAUAGAUCAGCAGGAGAAGCAGUUCCAACAGCCUUUCCAGCUGUACCCCGACGCUGUGACGCAUGGAAGCAGGAGCCUCCGAGAGGAAGAUGGUUCCUUAAAAAGUGCACUGAGUAUCUUCCCUGACUGCCGCACCUCCUUCAUAUCAGACGUGGUUUACACCUCCAUACAUGACGUGACACUUCUGUGAUUGUACUCGCUCGUACUAGCAAAUGGCUUAUUUUUAUACUACAUUUUCAACAGAUAUAUCUCCCUAUGGACAGACUCCAGAAUCUGAAAAGGACCAAUUUAUAGUCAACUGGUGCUCCGUACUAAAAAAAAAACCACACUAAACAAAAAAAUAGUGACAAAAAAAUUGACAAGGCCCAUUUUGGCAAUGUUUGCAAAAGUAGGGAUCUGGAAGCACAAAACAAAAUGCUGCCAUCCCACAAGGGUGACAUACCCAACAUGGAGCUGUAGUUCUCUUAAAGACAGUCUUGUUUUGACUCAGAAACUGUUAGGUUUGGCAUCAUCAAAGCAGCGUGGUUCUGCCAAGCAAGCUCUGCCAUCCCUUGUUAAUCAUUUACUGACCAUGUUGUAAGCCCACAUUUAGGAGGAGGCAUUAAGAAUUUUAGAUAAGCCUACAUUUUUUUUGCAAAAUUACUAUUAUUUGUAAUUUUGCAAAACUAUGUUAAACCCCUCUCUACUGUCCGAUGGAAGCCAGACGUGCUUGUUUAGAUUCGUUUCCCUCUAUUUCUGUAAACUAUUAUUAAAAUACAGUUUGGUAGCUGCCCCCACCUGUAAUUUUGUCUAUUGAAGCAGGCUGUCUGCAGGAGGUGACUGCUCCUUCCAUAAAUUGGUAUCAGCUCUGACUCACAGGGCUUCCUAACUCAGGAGACAGCACCGGGUUUGCAGGUGCAAGGUUAUAAAUAGCAUUCUGCUAAAUCCUGUUGAUUGCUGUUUGGCAUGAUUGGGUCCUCAGUAACUAUUUCAUGUGUUAAUCACAGUUUAGUUUCUCCCACAUUAAUUUAUAGAAUACUGUUGUAGAUGCUGAAUUUUAAUGAAACUCUUCUUAGAUGCAUAAAUACAGCCAGAUAGAACAAGGGACAGAGUAUGAAGUGGUCAGAAAUUCCUUAAUGCCAAUUGAUCACAAUCAGGCAAAAUUAAAAAAAUCAUUUUUUAAGACUAAUACUUUCAACAGCAGUGAGCUGUACUGGCUGCCCAAGGGACAAUCUAGGCAGGGGUCUAAUUUUUGGAAGAGGGCUGGAUACCUGUCCAUGGAAAAUCAGACCUCCCUAGGUUUCCUCACCUUGGUUGCCCAACUCGGCAAUCUCGCAGCCAGUCAGCAUUAGCCUGCUAAUUUAGCGGAACACUUUGAGCACAUGUGUCUACUUCAAAAGAGUUGUAAAGUUAUUUUAUUUUGUGGUUUUAUACUUGUAUGACAUUCUUAAGUUGCUAGGCAUUGCCAUAUCUGAAUAUAUGGCACAACAUUCACCUUUGUAUGUAAGAUAUCUGUAGAAUUGUACAUUAUACAUUUAAUAUUGUAAAGAACAUAAUUGUCAUGUAUUUGUGUAUGCACAUUUCUCAUACAGUAGUUCAUGCCAUAAACAUUUCUGUAAAGUAAGUGAUCAAAAAUAAGCAAGUAGGGUGGAACACUCACUGUAUCUUCCAUGUUGUUUGAAAGACGUGAGAGUUUUCAAUUGCAUCGCUUCUGGCUUUUGCUCCAUUCACCUCUAUGUAGCCAGGUCUUACAAAGAGGAAAAAAAAGUGUUUUAUUUAUUACUUUCAUACAUUGAGUUCACUUUGAGUUCAGAGUAUCCUUAAAUAAGCUGUUUAGCUUGUUUUGAUCCUACAUACACUUAAUGUCUUGCCCUCCUGGACAGGGAGGUUUGUGGUUGGUUGGUUUUUCUUCAGAUUGGUGUUUUUUACCCUGUGUUUCUUUAGAGCUCAAUAAAACAGCUCUAGUGACUGGGGCAGCUUGCUAAGGUGGCAUUGGAAAGGGUUCCAGGCUGCACCAGCCAAGUUAAAUGUGAACUUGAGAUGGAAAGUUUGAGCCAUGACAUCACAGCAUUGACUGCAAAAUAGCACUAAGGCAAAGAAGACAUGUGGAAACAAUCACUUGGAUAGAAGAAAUAUGCCUUUAAAACAAAGUUAAGCUAGGACAUGUUCUUUUAGUUAGUAACUUCAGGUCACUUAUUUAAAGUUUAUUACAGUUUCUUUUAUAUCUUUUUUUAAUUUCCCUAUAUUUUUAAGGCAGCAAUAGCAGCAAAAACUGAUCUGAAUUCUUACUUCUGGCCUUAGACCAUAGCAACAUAACUUAAGAACAUUGCUCAGCAUUGCUAAGACGGAUUUUAGAACACCCCAGCAAGCCCAGCGAAGGCUAAAAAACCAUGGAGGCCAAGAAGCAAACACAGCCAGGCUUCUCGCCCAACUCAGCUGCACAAAACAGUCCCAAUUCUCCGUUGCUGAAAACUGAACCUGUGGCUGGAAGAACCUGGGUCUUCAGUAGCACUUCCCAUACACUUCCCACCGCUGUGCUCCCAAGCCUCGGAAGGAAAGCAAGAGAGAAAAUGUUCUGUUGUGCUUCUUGAACUGACAACUGCUGAGUGCAUUCAUUCACUGUAUUAACAGCAUCAGGGUUCGAUGACAAUUUUAUUAGAUGUUUGACAAAGGAUAAGGAUCAGCACAACAAAACACUGAAGUAUUUGGGUUUAGUAUUUCUUUGAGGGUAUUCUGUUAAUAUUUUAAUGCAAAAUGUUCCUGAACAGUGCUCAAGAACGACAAGACAAUGUGAAAUUCCUGUUUGAUAAAUUAAUACUGUAUGUUACUCGAUGUGUUACUUUAGUAAAUUGUUUUAUUUCUUUAUAAAAUAAGUACAAAUAAGGGAGUAUGUUUUCACACAAGUUGGGGAUAUUUACGAAUAUGUACAUAAAUCAUCAAAAUAACGUAAUUCUAAUAAACACAAGGCCUUUAUAAACAACAUGUACAAAUGAUCAAUAAAUUUAAAACAUAAUUUUACACUUUCUGGCCUUAAAUAUGUUAUGAAUAAUCUUUUGGCUAAAUAGCA
Molecule: messenger RNA, 5612 nt
Organism: Neopsephotus bourkii (Bourke's parrot)
Lineage: Eukaryota; Metazoa; Chordata; Aves; Psittaciformes; Psittacidae
Gene: KCTD15
Product: potassium channel tetramerization domain containing 15
Exons: 6
Coding region: 1447-2232 (261 amino acids)
Biological process (GO): protein homooligomerization
Molecular function (GO): protein binding
Source: RefSeq, a predicted model, not a curated record